This is a messenger RNA of Vigna radiata var. radiata (mung bean), 1645 nucleotides long. RefSeq names its product probable inactive poly [ADP-ribose] polymerase SRO5. Gene Ontology annotation, molecular function: NAD+ poly-ADP-ribosyltransferase activity. The transcript is spliced from 5 exons. Lineage: Eukaryota; Viridiplantae; Streptophyta; Magnoliopsida; Fabales; Fabaceae. The coding region runs from base 274 to 1254 and encodes 326 amino acids. The record is from RefSeq and is a predicted model, not a curated record.
UUUAGAUGAUGAAUACUAAGGUCGGUUGUUAAAAUUUUGAUGUGGUAUUAGCCAUGUUCUUCCACCGCCUUCACCCUAACCUCUCUUUUCUUCCUCUGCCGGUUACCGUUACUCUAACACACGAUCCUCGUGUUCCUCUUUUCUUCAACGCCAAGUUUUCUCUAUCUAUAAACAUCACCUACAGAUUCUGCCACCAACUCUUUUAAUUUCCCCAAAUUCUUUCAUUCCUUCCUCUAUUCCCAAUUUCAAUUCCCCUUCUCUUCUCUCUGCAUUAUGGACAGACCCAUCCACCACUCAUCGGACACGCCUACUUAUGUUUCGGAUGAUGAAUCAGUCGUUUCUGAUUGCGAGAGCGGGGUUUCAGGCGACGAGGGCACGUUUUCCGGAGCCUUUCUGCCGGCGCCCCAAGACGCCCUUCGUGUCCGGACUAGAUUUGUCCGGAGCUUGCUCCUUAACGGAUUGAUGCCCGAGGUCUUGUCGAUUGCCAAGAACGCGCAUUCCUCCGUCAUGGCGCGUGCGCGUGCUCAGUGCUUUCAGAUUUUUGCUCGUGCGGUGGCGGAAUUGCACGAGGGUCGUGCUAACGUCAGGUUCGCUUGGUACGGUGCGUCCGGUAAGGAAGAGAUAGCUGAUAUCGCCCAACAUGGUUUUGGCCACGCGCACUGUAACGGCCUGCGUCUCUCUCCGCUGGAUUCCCCACUCCAAAGUGUCAAGAGCUCCGGUGUAGACAGUGACGGCGUGAGGUACUUGUUGUUGUGUAGCGUUAUAUUGGGGAAGACGGAGGUGGUACCACGUGGCUCCAAUCAACGACGUCCGAGUUCUGAAGAGUACGAUUCUGGGGUGGACGAUCUUUCGGCUCCCAAGGAGUAUGUUAUUUGGUCUAACCGGAUCAACACUCAUGUUUUGCCCGAAUAUGUUUUGAGUUUCACGCUUCCUUCCUUGAAAGGGAAUGCGAAUAUUGGGGGACCUUUGAGGCCCUCUUCGCCAUGGAUGCCAUUCCCAGCUUUGAUUUCGGUGCUUUCGAAGAUUUUGCCUGCAGAUCAAGUUGCCAUCAUUGUCAAGAUACGCAAAGAUUAUACAGAAUUGAAAAUUUCUCGGCAUGAGAUGAUACAGAGAGUGAGAAAUAUAGCAAGUGACAAAUUGCUAGUUUCCAUCAUCAGAUCUUUCAGAGCCAAGAAAACACCAGCAAGCUUUAAAGCAAACAAGGGGAAACAAGGGCAAGGGGAAAGAAGAGCAAGGGGACAGCCAGUAGCAUGAACGCCAUGAUUGUUCAUAUGAGUUCUAUUAGCUAUUACACGAAGUGAAUAGAAGAAUACUUGAAGAAACACGAUGCUCGUAAUACUAACCAAACUUACAUUGAGGUGGGAAAGUGAAACUACGGAGUAAGAAGUAGAGCAUAAUUUUUUAGACCUUUUAAUUUGCUUCUAGGAUGAUAUACUCAUAUUCUGGGAUAUAGGUGAUUCUUUUUCUUUCUAGCUAGUUACAGUUACUGGUUGAAAUAAAUAUACCUUUACCAUGGUGGCUGCAAUUUGCCGACUUCAAGUGUUCCUUUAUCUAUGCUCAUUGGCUAUACGUACACCGGAGUUCUUUGAAGUAGUUUGAUAAACUCUGAAAAAUCAAAUCAAGAGAUUGUUUAUUUUGGGUUUAA